AUGGCCUUUGUUGCUAUUAAACAGUCAUGGAAAUCCUCGAUAACAACAAGAGAUUAUUUCCAAUGGAUUGAGACUCUUUAUCAUACAGAGCGGAAGUUGGAAACGAUUGAAAAUGAAAAAACUAUCGAGUUGGCUGAAAUAGAACAUAUUAAGAUUAUCCAAACUCGGAAUCACGUAGAAUCGGCAAUGAAAGUUCAUCGGCAAAUUACCGAUGGUAUUGUAACAUUUAGUCAGGAACAAAAUGCAUCUAGUGGAUGUCAUACGUCAGAACGAGAUAUCACACCUGGAGAUGACGAAGAAGAGGAAAGUUCACUCCACGAUACUUUCCCAACGCAUAUUUAUAAGAAACCAGAACCGAAUUCCUUUCUAGUCAGUCCACAAGGAAAGCAUGACCGGGAUAUGGAAGAGAUGAUGACGAAUAUAAUGCGUAUCAGACGAUUGUUGGUGGGAAAAGUAUCGAAUGGAUCAUAA
Rhizophagus irregularis DAOM 181602=DAOM 197198 is the source of this 471-nucleotide messenger RNA. RefSeq lists its product as uncharacterized. The record is from RefSeq and is a predicted model, not a curated record. Lineage: Eukaryota; Fungi; Glomeromycota; Glomeromycetes; Glomerales; Glomeraceae.